Messenger RNA from Apiotrichum porosum, 3312 nucleotides. It is a transcript of the gene STE11, whose product is annotated as ATP binding. Gene Ontology annotation, molecular function: ATP binding; protein binding; protein kinase activity. Gene Ontology annotation, biological process: protein phosphorylation. The coding region runs from base 1 to 3312 and encodes 1103 amino acids. NCBI's taxonomy places the organism in Eukaryota, Fungi, Basidiomycota, Tremellomycetes, Trichosporonales, Trichosporonaceae. The transcript is spliced from 6 exons. The record is from RefSeq and is a predicted model, not a curated record.
AUGGCUUCUGCGAACCACUACUCGGAUGAGUCCUCUAUCACAACGCCGACCUCGGCAGGGUUCACCGUAGCCUCAAACUCAAACGAUGUCAACGGGCAUGCCGAUGGCCUGGCGAUAUCCCAUCGGUCUUCGACGCCUCCUCUUCUUCGCGCACCUACCGGGCAAGCAUUUGCAGCCCAUGUCAAGAUGUGGGGUCCCAGUGAAAUCGCCUCGUUUCUUAACCUGUACAAAUGUGACAAGUACACCUCUCUCUUUCACCAAAACGACAUAGAUGGCAAAGUCUUGUUGGACCUAGACAUGUCCAGUCUGAAGGAGAUUGGUAUCAGCAAGGUUGGCGACCGGGUCAAGCUGCUUGGCGGUGUUCGAGACCUCCGAAAGCGCGCCUCUCGUGCCACGACUCCAUUGACUUUGGUCAACUCGCGUGUCCUUCCAAUCGGCGUAUCGUCUGUGGAAGGCAGCCCCCUCCCAGUUUUAGAACAAGACCCGCGAGGGGCACAAGUUCCCAAGCGGCUCGCAGCGCCUGGCAUGUCUGGCGUUUCGAAACGUCUACAACAGUCCCGACCUCCACCGCUCAACCUCCGCCCCAGCACCGUCCAGUCGCUGGACCAUUCCUCUUUAAUGACGGUUACCCCUAAAUCCUUUCACCCUCAAGGGCUCCAAAAGGUCGUCCCCGUGCCCGGCCCCGAGACGCGAGGCGUACCAGGUUACGAUCUUGCACCCCACCUACGUCCACCUCAACGUGAUAUUCGGAGGUCACCCAGCCCAGUCCACGAGCUUGCGCCAGCUCCGAAAAUCGCAGACAGACGGCCCCUCGCAUCGCGACCCUCUGACAGAGUACCCAGCCCAACCAAUCCUUCAACGCAGCCUCGCGACGGCCCGCCUCAUCCCUUCGCCAUCCAUGACGGCAACAAAUGGUCCAAUCGACGCCAAGGCGUGCCACAGGUGGACACCACUCGCCGCACACUCGAAGACAGGCGUAUUAUCAAGUUUGUCAAUUCUGAGGACGGAACGUCCAAGAAAAUCGAUCUGCCAAAUGCUUCCAGUGGUGUUGAAGUCCUCGAGCUGGUUCUGAGGAAGUUUGGGAAAGGAAACCCAGGAAGCCUCACAAACUUCAACGUGGACAAUGACGGGGAUGGCGAUGCACUCCAAGUGGAUGGCUGGAGCGUAUUUCUUAGAGGGACAGGCGAAGAUGAUUAUCCCCUCACCGAGUCGGCUCUGUUGGACAUUUGCAACGGCAAUCGAUCGUCCAACUCAGCAUACGACCAGGUCUCUCUACGUGGCCUCAUCCUUCGCCGCUCCACUGCCGUAAAUCGCAAGAACAUGGUCAACUAUCUCGGGGACCAGCCACCUCGUUCGCCAAUCUCCCCUUCGCAGACAGAGCGGGACGGCAUGAAGCCUCCCAGCAAAAACACAAACCGAGCCAGCAUUGUGUCUGUUUUGUCUGCCCUGGGUGUCCCUGGUGUAGUGGACACUGUGCCCGCUCCGAACGCAAGUCGUUCGCCUUCAAAUGACGCUUCUUCGCGCACCAAAAAGAUGUACAACUUCUUCGGCCAUCGACCACCCAGCGAGCUUAUUUCCAACCACCUUUCUGAGUAUUUCCCGCAUGCACGAAAGCGAGACCUAGAGAAGACCGCUCGCCAAAGCAUGUUGCGUCUAUCUCAGGCACAAAGUGAUCGUCACUUGCUCAGCUCCUCUGCGCAGUACGGCCUUGGUGGGCCGUCACCGUUCUCUGCCAGCCUUGAGAGUGUCAUUAGUCCGAAUCGUAAAGGACGUCCGCCAUCCACACGAACCGUAUCGUCAUCAACCACACCGGCAGCUAUCCCCGAAGAAGUGGAAGUUCCCAACGAGGGUCCAGCGAGGCGCUCUGCCAGUACCAUCGAUGAAGUGUCGGCUUUAGUGGGGAAUCAUCCCCCACUUUUGCCACCAAUCGAGCAUACAGGUGAAAGUUUCGUGGACUCGCUGCAAGAGUAUUCCCCAGCCCCUGCAGCCCGUACUGCUCCUCGCUCGACCGCUGGCCGACGCGGGUCCAAUGGCUCUAAUCUGAGUCGUAUCAGCGUCUUGUCAUCGAUCCGCCGCAGCAAAGAUAAGAGUGACUCCGCUAGCCUCCUCACAGUGGAUGAGAUCACUGCUGAGGUGGAGAAUCGUCGUGCCAGCAUGACUGUUGUGGACGACAGUUACGACCAAGAUGGGCCGUUCACCCCAGUUGAUAGCGAUGAGGACGUCAGCGAAUCCGACUCGGACGAUGACGAUGAAGAUAACGACGACGACGACGACGACGAUGAUGAGGACGAUGACUCAGAGGGUACAAGCACCGAUGAAGGUCGCGGCCACGUGCGAGCAUUUACGUCGACUGGCUCGAAGCGCAACAUCAAGUGGAUCAAGGGCGCGCUUAUCGGGGCCGGUUCAUUUGGAGAGGUCUUCCUUGGCAUGGACGCUCAAUCUGGUCUCUUAAUGGCGGUCAAGCAAGUCGAGUUGCCGUCAGGUGACGCUAGAAACGAGGAGAAGAAGCGGAACAUGGUCCAGGCCCUGGAAAGGGAGAUCGAGCUGUUGAAAGAACUGGCCCACCCCAACAUCGUGCAAUACCUCGACUCCGCCAGUGACGGCAACCACCUCAAUAUUUUCCUGGAAUAUGUGCCAGGUGGAUCAGUCGCCGCCCUUCUCAAUAAUUAUGGCGCAUUUGAGGAGGCUUUGGUGCGCAACUUCGUCCGCCAAAUCUUGCAAGGGUUGAGCUACUUGCAUGAGCGCGAAAUUAUUCACCGCGACAUCAAGGGAGCAAACAUUUUGGUUGAUAACAAGGGCGGCAUCAAGAUCUCCGACUUUGGAAUUUCUAAGAAGGCGGAGAGCAGCUUAAUGGCCGGUAUGCGGGUGAACCGACCUUCUCUGCAAGGCUCUGUCUUCUGGAUGGCGCCUGAGGUUGUCAAGCAAACAAGCUACACGUCCAAAGCGGACAUUUGGAGUGUCGGCUGCCUCGUUGUGGAGAUGCUGACAGGCACUCACCCAUGGGCGGACCUAACGCAAAUGCAAGCCAUGUACAGGAUUGGAACGACGAUGGCGCGUCCUGCCACGCCGAGCGACAUCUCCCCCGAAGCUGCCCACUUCCUGCAGCGCACCUUUGAGGUUAAUCACAAUGCUCGUCCCACAGCCGCAGUUCUGCUCGAGCACCCCUUCAUCCACGUCAACCAGUCUCCAGGCUCGCGGACGUCAAUUUCACUCGAGCAGGCCAGUGCAACCCUUGGGGCUGCCGCUGCUGCUCGUAACCAGCCAAUGCCCGGACUGUCUGGGCUUGGGCUGGGUUUGAACGUCAAACAGUAA